This is a messenger RNA of Pestalotiopsis fici W106-1, 1350 nucleotides long. RefSeq lists its product as uncharacterized. The record is from RefSeq and is a predicted model, not a curated record. Gene Ontology annotation, biological process: transmembrane transport. Gene Ontology annotation, cellular component: fungal-type vacuole membrane. Gene Ontology annotation, molecular function: transmembrane transporter activity. Lineage: Eukaryota; Fungi; Ascomycota; Sordariomycetes; Amphisphaeriales; Sporocadaceae. The transcript is spliced from 3 exons. The coding region runs from base 1 to 1350 and encodes 449 amino acids.
AUGGCAUCUGCAUUAAACACGAUUAAUGCUUUGCACGCAGAGGAAGGCGCUCAACAUGAUACAUUGAAAGAUGCCAACAAGGGUCACAGAACUGCGGAACAUGUUGAAAACAUAAUGACAGACGAAGCUCGACCAGCCAUUAGUGAUGGCACAAGAAAGCCGCUCGCAGACAUGGAAGAGCCUGCGCUUGACGGUGGCCUUCGAGCUUGGUUGCAGGUCGCUGGCUCUUUUCUGAUCUUCUCCAAUAUAUGGGGCUUUACAUUCUCAUUCGGUGCCUUCUCGGCGUUUUACGAAAUCACGUACCUGCCAUCGACAUCGGCAUCAACAGUCGCAUGGAUCGGUACAAGUUCCAAUUUCCUCCUCAUCUUUGGCGGUAUCCUCAGUGGUCCUCUCUUUGAUCUCGGAUAUUUUCGCACCAUGUUACUUGCAGGUGCCUUUAUUGAGACGCUGAGCAUUUUUCUUCUAAGCCUAUCUACCAAGUACUACCAGAUUCUCCUGACGCAGGGCAUUCUAGUUGGCUUGGGAAACUCCUUACUAUACAUGCCUGGGCUUGCGCUCAUCGGCCGCUCCUUCAACAAGCAUCGUUCAGCGGCAAUGGCAGUUGCUACUUGCGGUGCUCCCAUUGGAGGCAUCAUCUUCACGUUGGUUUUCCAGCAACUCAUUGAACAACUGAGCUUCGGCAAUACUGUCCGGAUCUGUGGAUAUAUCGUCCUCAUCUGUUAUUUGAUCUCUUUUCCAUUGCUUCUUUGGGGUGUGCACAAUGUCGGUAGCCUCGGGCAAGGAGAGAAGCGAAAGUUGUUCGACGGCAAAGCCUUUCUAGAGUUGCCCUUUGUGCUCUAUACGGCGAGUAAUUUCAUGGUGUUCUUCGGCUAUCUUGUACCGUUUUUCUUCAUGUCAGCUUAUGGUCAGAUUGCACUCGGAAUGAGCUCCUCUGCUGCAAAUGCCACAAUCAUGAUUACGCAAGCUACGUCAAUCAUAGGUCGGCUAGCUGCCGGCUACUCUGCCGCCAGGAUUGGCAACAUGAUACAAUGGGCAAUUUGCGCUCUAGGAAGUGGAGUCCUUUGUAUUGGAUGGAUUGGUAUUCAUUCGUCGGGGACUUUUUACUUGCUUGUUGCCCUCUAUGGUUUCUUCAGCGGCCCUCUUAUUUCGCUUCCGCCCAGCGCUUUUGCAACCGUUUGCCCUGACCCCAAGGUGUUCGGCACAAGACUGGGCAUGGCUUCGGCGCUGGGAGCUUUUGCGAGCUUGAUUGGGAGUCCGAUAGCCGGUGCUCUCACGGGCAGUGCUGCUGGCUCGGCAAAUUUUAUUGGGUUGCAACUUUUUGCUGGGAUAUGCAAAAAGCAACUGGUAUAA